UUUUGUUUAUAGUUGCAGACUACAAGCAGCAGAGUGUAGGGGUGUCGGCACUGUAAUGAAAAGAAAAUACGAAUAGAGUGUAGCGACAAAUGACAAACAAAAUCGAGAAUAAAUUAAAAAUACCAUUAAAAAUAUGAAUUUUCCAAGUGUGUUAAGUGGCAGGUGUUGCUGCUUAUAUGGAGGAUUGAUAUAUUUGUGUAUGCUGUGUUUGAGUUAAAGUUAUCACAUAUGUUCUGAUUGGAUUAGUAUACGUUGGGCAAUGCGCGUACUGUAAGGACCAAUGGCAACUAGGUACCCAUAUGUAGGCCAAGACAUGUCGCAGCCGUCUCUAGGCGAGCAGGGGCCUGGGACAAGGUUCGGGGCACCAGGAUACUGGGCCCAGCAGAUGCCGAUGUCACGAACAACAAGCAGCGGUGGCGAUCAGAAGCACAAAGAGUACCUGAAGCAGCAGGAAAGACUGCGCUUCAUGGCCGCUUCGGCACGAAAGGCUCCAGUCAGUGCAGAUGCCCUAAUAGAAAAUUUAAUGGGCAAGGAAGAAACUUUCAAACCAAAAGUCCACAAUAUAGCACAGGCCGUGGCGGCGGUGCCGCAGCAGCUGGGAGCAGAGCCAACCUGGCUGCAGCCGUCCUCGGCGCAGUUCCCCACCCUGUACCAGGCGGUGUGGGCCCUGGUGGGGCAGCCCUCCGGCCUGGCGGACACCUCCCGCCUCUCGCCCCUCCUGCUCACCAGUGGGCUGCCCACGGAGGUGCUGGGGUUCAUCUGGGGCGUGGCCAACCAGCAGGUGCCGGGCCACCUGACGGAGCGCGAGACGUACCUGGUGCUUGCACUCAUCGCUCUGGCUCAGAGUGGCUGCACCUUCAACAGUUUGAGUGUGCUGAAUCUUAUACCUCAGCCACCAAUACCUAAGCUGACUUUACCAUUUGCUGUACCUGAUACAAAGCAGCAUAGAUCCGGUAGUGCAGCUCCGCAACAUCCACAGAAAUCCCAGAGUGACAACUUAAACCUUACUUCGGGUCUGGUGGAAGCACAAGUGCCACCUGCAGCCGAUGCUGAUUUUGACGAGUUCACAGAUUUCCAGAGUGCUGAAGUCAUUCCAACUGCACCUACCAAGACAUCCUUGAACGACUCUCCCUCAACACCUUUGCCGUCAUCAGUUGUGUCUUCAGAAAGCACAAGCGAAACUCUGAUGGGGCAUAAUUUUCCGAAUGUAGUGGUAGUGGGCAUGACGAGUCGAAGUGUCGGCAGCAGGCUUGCCAACCACUCCUUGGGGGCUCCUAGAACAAACAGGGGCAGACAUCACAGACACCAUCGUCACCAACACCAGCAGCAACAGCAGCAGCAACAACAACAACAACAACAACAACAACAACAACAACAACAACAACAACAACAACAACAACAACAGCAGCAGCAGCAGCAGCAACAACAAGUACAUCAUCAUCAACAGCAGCAGCAGCAGCAGCAGCAAAGUACUAGUCAACUAGCAGAUGAUGAAUUUUCAGAGUUUCAGCAGGCAAAGAAUCCGGCAGAAAUAGAUGAGUUGUUUCCUAAGUGCAGCAAAAAACCAUCCCAUGGUUUGACGUACACCCUCAAGGAGAGUGCUAUCCGAACAAAUGAGGCCACGACAAGUGCUCCAGAACUUUUAGUUUUUGACGACAGACCAGCGGAAAGUGACGUAGUUCCUUCAACAGAUGUGAUCACCACACCUUCAUCCAUUUUCAGUGAGGAAUCGCCCCCUGUAUUUCCAGAAAUACCAAUGCCCAAAAUUGAUGAGAAGCCAGUGUCUGCACCUGUUACAGAAGACAGGUACAGUGCUCUGAGAGAUCUUUUCACCUCAGAUGACAAGCAAGAGCCAGAUAAACUAACUGAAGAUUUGAUAAAUACCACAGCCCAAGAUGAUUUUGGUGACUUCCACUCUGCAGAUGACUUAUUUACAGACUUGGCAAAGCGGGAAUCUCUCCGUGAUCCUGUGACCACAGCCUUUCAGGAUGAAGGUCUGCCAGCGUGGAAGGCAAGUCAUGCUGUAGGGUCAGACUCCUUUCAGUUUGCAGUAAACUGGGACACUGCGGAGGGUAAUGAUGGGGUGGAAAUAAAACCUACCCUGACAGACCAUACAGGUUUGGAAAGAGUUUCUGCACAGUGUGAUAAAUUUGGUGUGGAAUCUGAUCUCGUUGGUAGUUUCCUGGAUUUGGAUUUGAGUGGUAGCACAGCAACUUUUCCCACCAAAGUAGAAACACCAGUAGCUACAGGUUUUCAGGUAGCUGUACCUGAUGACGUACUAGAUAUUGAUUGGAGUCAUCCAAAAAUAACUGAAAGUAAUCCAAAAGUGCAAGGAUUUCUCGGGCAGAUUUAUAGUAAUGCAUUACCAGUCAAACGAGAUGAUGUGAUCACAGUGGAAAGUAUGCAGGAUGAUGAAGAUGAUUUUGGGGAGUUUGUUGGUCCUGAAACUUGGCCUGAGGAAACCAAAGUUGAAGAUGGGAAGGACAUUGUGUUCGAUGAGCCACCAAUUGGAAUGGCCAAAGACUUGCUCUUCUACGACAACCAGUCUGUCAGCAGCUUGGAACUCCCUCCCUUAACGCUCAGUCGGCAUGGAUCCGUACCAAGUCUCGACCUGAAAGUGUACCCCAGCACGGGAGAGAAGUCUGCAGCAGGACCUGUUUUGGAUCUUUCACCACAAGGCCAGGAGCGACAGCUGUGUGAGUGGAGCAGGUGUCUCCAGAGCUGCCUGUCACUGCUCCAGGCAGCUGUCGACACUCUGGGCUCCAUCUCCAGCGACCAGGUCCUGGAGGAAGUGCUGGGGGCACCCGAGGGCAAAGGUUACCUGCAAGAUUUGCACGAAGUGUACGGAGUGUGUCAGCGCGUGGAGUUGUCGUACCUACCACAGACCUGGAAUGAGCCCAAAAUGGAUUCGCUGAUUGCCAGUGUGAACACUGCGUGGACCAACCUGCAACAGUAUUACUCUAAGGCAGAUGUUUCGGUGGCGUGCGAGUGCCGGCUGUCGAGUGGCAGCGCCGUGUGCGGGGUGUGUCUGGCCGCGGUGGGCGACACGGAGCCCGGCCCCGGCUACAACACUCGGCAGCUGGAGCACGCGGGGCGCAUGUACCAUGCCGCUUGCGCCAACCUGUGGGUGAACUGUGUGGACGGCAGCCUGCCCGCGCUGCUGCCGUGCUCGGGCGGCUUGCUGUAGCGCCACGCACCGGACACGAGCCCGUCAGAUGCAUUUUCACCAAAAAUGGAAAAAAAAAAUAUAGGUAUAUUUUCUGGCAACCAUUUGUUGCAUUAUUUAAGUUGAAAAUUUAGUUUUGUAAAUAAAGUGAUAACCAGUUGUGGAACAACACUGAGGUCACCUGAAUAUUGAAUUUACACUGUGUAAACCUCAAUAAAAACCCUGUUAAUUCAAAGUUGUAAUUGUUACAAGGUUAAACAGUUACAUAUAGCAAAAGAUGGUUAGUACAAAUAUUCCAAAGUAAUGUAAAAAAAAAAAUCUGAAGAUUCAACAAAAA
Molecule: messenger RNA, 3503 nt
Organism: Bacillus rossius redtenbacheri
Lineage: Eukaryota; Metazoa; Arthropoda; Insecta; Phasmatodea; Bacillidae
Product: synergin gamma-like
Exons: 8
Coding region: 281-3187 (968 amino acids)
Cellular component (GO): clathrin coat of trans-Golgi network vesicle
Molecular function (GO): protein binding
Source: RefSeq, a predicted model, not a curated record